Molecule: messenger RNA, 921 nt
Organism: Auanema sp. JU1783
Lineage: Eukaryota; Metazoa; Nematoda; Chromadorea; Rhabditida; Rhabditidae
Source: the annotation of a GenBank genome assembly
AUGCUCUCCGCUGCUGGUGCUCUUCGUCAGUUCUCAACCACUGCUUCUUUGAAUAAAGUUAGCAAUGUCGCUAUCAUCGGCGCUGGACUCAUGGGUUCCGGAAUCGCUCAAGUAACAGCAAAUGCCAAGAUCAAUGUAGUCCUUGUUGAUCAGUCUGCUGAUGCUUUGAAGAAAGCCGAAAAAACUAUUGAAACUUCUUUGAGAAGAAUUGCUAAGAAGAAGUUCGCUGACGACUCCCAGAAAGCUGAGGGACUUGUGUCUUCAACUCUCUCUCACUUGAAAACUACUACCGUUGUAGCUGAUGCCGUCAAAGACGCUGAUCUUGUCAUCGAAGCUAUUGUUGAAAACAUCGGUGUAAAGAGAACACUCUUCGCUGAGAUUGAGAAAGCUGUAAAAAGCUCAGCUAUUCUCACAACGAAUACAUCUUCUUUACGCCUCGAAGACAUAGGAGCUAAUCUUUCAAACAAAUCCCAGUUCGGAGGUCUGCAUUUCUUCAACCCUGUUCCAAUGAUGAAACUUCUUGAGGUUGUUCGUCAUGGAGAAACUUCUGAUGCUACUUUCAAUACCCUUAUGGAAUAUGGAAAACAAAUAGGAAAAGUCACAGUUGCUUGCAAGGAUACCCCAGGAUUCAUCGUGAAUAGACUUCUUGUCCCUUACAUGUUGGAGGCCUUGAGAUUGCACGAGCGUGGAGACGCUUCCAAAGAAGAUGUGGAUGUUGCUAUGAAAUUAGGUGCUGGUUAUCCCAUGGGUCCUUUCGAAUUGGCCGAUUAUGUUGGACUUGACACUCUCAAGUUCAUUAUGGAUGGUUGGCAUCAGCAGUAUCCAUCCGAACCUUCUUUCAAGCCUAGUGAAACAUUGGACAAACUUGUUGAGAGCGGAAAGCUUGGAAGGAAAUCUGGAGAAGGAUUCUACAAAUAUUGA